GGAAGACAUGGUCUGAGCGGCUAAGGUAGCUUCAUCAAACCCGGCGUCUCUAUAGAUGAAUGAAAUUGGAUGAUUAUGUUCUUAUACCUUCGUAUUCUGAAGCCGGAAUCAGUGAGCUUUUUGCGUCAUUCAAGUCGGGAGACGCACGACGAGUUAACUCGAAGAUCGACUUCCACUCAGUUUCCCCGAGUGCAGUUCUAGUUAGCGAUGGGAAAAGUGCAUGCCGCCUAUAAGCCCUCCUCAUCAGCAUCUAACAGUUCAUCCCAUCCUCGCGGAUGAACAAGGUAGAAAAACCCCGCAUACCUCGCCGUUUCCGCAGUGCGAAGACAAGAAACUCUAGUAUCGCACCCCAUUCUCACUGUCUCGCUCUCAUGAUCA
This is a messenger RNA of Trematosphaeria pertusa, 378 nucleotides long. RefSeq lists its product as uncharacterized. Lineage: Eukaryota; Fungi; Ascomycota; Dothideomycetes; Pleosporales; Trematosphaeriaceae. The record is from RefSeq and is a predicted model, not a curated record. The transcript has a single exon. Bases 60 to 233 code for a protein of 57 amino acids.